CAGUGGCCACAGCUCUCUCUAUCUGCAGUUCAAUGCAUGACGUAUAACUGAAUGUGUCAAUGCAGAAAACCACAGAAACCACCAGAUACUACUAUUACUACCACUAUUACAGCUGCUGCCAUUGAGAAAAAAGUGCAGUCCUGUAUCAAAAAACAUGGGACAGAAAGAGCAGAGAGUAACCAGAGCUGGAGGAGCAGAGGAGGUUCGCUGAAGUUAGGACUCUGGUCCGUGAAAGAUCCAAGUAUGAAAGAGAUAACUGGAGCCGUGUUAUUUCUGCUUUCUGUAAUAGCAGUGAUCCAGACGGCUGGUCACUCUCUGGACGUGUGCUCCUCGUGUCACGCCAAUGCCACAUGUGAUGAUAAGCCAAACGGAUCGGGCAAAAUCUGUAACUGCAAGUACGGCUUUGUGGGCGACGGGCGUACAUUCUGUCAAGACAAAGAUGAAUGUCGGAUAGAUUUAAUGAAGAUUUGCGGGCAGCACACAACUUGCCACAACACGUAUGGGAGCUACUAUUGCACCUGUUUGUUUGGAUACAGGCCGUCCAACAACAUGGCCACCUUCAUCCCAAACGACGGGACCAACUGUCAGGAUAUAGACGAGUGCGAGAUUGAGGGAGUGUGUGGAGAGGGAACCGUGUGUAAGAACCUGGAGGGAGGUUUUGAAUGUUACUGUCAAAUGGGAUACAAAAUCCACGAGGGAGUAGUGCCAUUUCACCCACACAGAGACAAAGCUACAUGUAAAGUUGUUGACUGCGGAGCGCCUGUUUUACCUGUGGAUGCUGUGUUGGUCUCAGUCACUAAACACACUUUUGGAGGUGUGGCCUUGUUUGAAUGUGACCAGGGCUUCAUCUGGAGAAGAGGAGACAACUCUUCUGUUUGUGAGGCCAGCGGGCGGUGGACAGCGCCCUCUGUGGUCUGUGAAGAGGUGGACUGCGGCCUGCCCCCAGUCCGGCUUUACUCACAAAUGGUCUGGGACAGUCGUUCCAAGCUGGGAUCAGAAGUGCUUUAUCGCUGUGACUUUGGAUAUCGAAAUGUAGAAAGGAGGAGUGUGUUUUACUGUAAUGCUACUGGACAAUGGGACGUCCCACCUGUCUUCUGCCAAGAGAUUUUGUGUGGAAAUGUCCCUGUACUUAAUAACACAGUUCAUGUGUGGGAUGGCAAAAUGACUCUUGGAAACACUGUGGAAUAUUACUGUAAAUAUGGCUUUUAUGACAAUGGAGGUCGUAAUUCAUCAGUUUGUAAUGAAAAUGGUGAAUGGACAAAACCAACUCUGUCAUGUAGAGAGAUUUUGUGUGGGAAACCUCCUUUGCUGCCUCACACUGGCCAAAUGUGGAAUAGCAGUUCAACUCCAGGGAGCACUGUUGUCUAUUUUUGCAGUUCUGGAUUUCUUUACUUCAGUGGCAGUAAUUUAUCCAUUUGUACAAUUAAUGGUUAUUGGACCACGGCAACCAUCUUGUGUAAAGAAAUCAAUUGUGGACUGCCUUCCCCUGUUCUUAACUCAAAAAUAUUAUGGGAUGGGCACUCCACUUUUGGAUCUUCGGUUGUUUAUCAGUGUAACUUCGGUUAUCAAACCUUUGGGAAUAACAGUGUGUCUUUGUGUUUGGAAAAUGGUCAGUGGGAGAAACCAGCUGUUGUCUGCAAAGAAAUACAUUGUGGGAGCCCUGUGGACAAAGCCUUUGCUAAAACACUGUGGGAUGGCACGGCGCGUGUUGGGAGUGUCGUUUACUAUGAAUGCAAUGAAGGGUAUUACACCCACAGUCUGAAAAAUGUCUCUGUAUGUGAAGACAAUGGAGUUUGGGAGGACAUUGAACUAAUAUGUGAAGAGAUAAGUUGUGGCCUGCCUCUAACUGUCCCAAACACUAACCUCCAAUGGGACGGCUCCACUAACCUGGGCAGUGUGGUGUGGUACGAAUGCGCCUCAGGAUUUUACCCUGAGAGGGAAGUGUCUGCAUGUACAAAAACAGGACGAUGGGGACAAGUGUCUCUCAUCUGUAAAGCUAAAUGUGGCCCUGUACCUGCUCUGGUACAUUCGGAGGUGGUUUGGCACAACCGCAGUAUAGCGGUCCACAGAUGUGAGAGGGGUUAUCACAGCUGGAGUGGCACUUACAGCUCCAUAUGUGACAGCAGCAGCGGGGAGUGGAGGCAGGCCACCAUCACAUGCAUUGAGAGAAAGCCACCGAUCAACCAUUUACAUGUUCUGAAUGAGAGAUGCCUUCACUGGAAAGCAGAGAAGUACAAGGGCGCUACAGAAGAUUACAAGAUUAUAUUCACAGGAUUGAGAAAUUACCAGACAUCUUUUCUGGAUAAAAGAAGGCACAUGUUGAGCUCUAAAGCUGAUCGUGUGGAAGUCUGUCUGAACCUGCUCCCUGUUACAAACUACAGCAUCUCAAUUACAGCAAAGUCAGCUAAAUUCACUGCCACUGUCUUCACCAACACAAGUUUAACAGUGCCUCCAGCCCCUGUGGUCCGCUACAGAGAAUUUGAUACUCCUGUUCCAACGUUGACUUUUCAAAGAUCUCCUAGCACACUUGACCCCAUAAGUGUUUACCAAAUAUUUGUGCUUCCGGUAGAUGGUCUUAUGGUGUUUGACUGCUCCUCUCCUAAAUUAUCCACUGACCAAUACCACACACACUAUAUUACAGCUCAAAUCCAAGUGAAAGACGUUGGCACAGAGAUGUCAUUUACUGUGGGGGAUGGACGUUUUUACCAUGGGUUCUUGAAUGCACCCUUGGAGAACGGCAGGGAAUAUUACAUCAUCCUCCGAUCUGUUAGUGAGUGGAGAAAAGAGUGCAAAAGUUCAUGUGUUCUGUGGGCAAAAGUAAAAGGGUCCUCCUACGUUCUGACAGUGUCUUCUCUGUCUGCUGCUGCUGUGGUUGGACUGGCCGCUUUAGCCUUUUUAGGAGGAUACAGUUAUUUUGGGUUAUUCAAGAAACUAUGACCAGGGGAGUGGACAGGGUCGGAC
Messenger RNA from Periophthalmus magnuspinnatus, 2961 nucleotides. RefSeq names its product sushi domain containing 1 (gene susd1). The record is from RefSeq and is a predicted model, not a curated record. Gene Ontology annotation, molecular function: calcium ion binding. Bases 52 to 2937 code for a protein of 961 amino acids. The transcript is spliced from 19 exons. Lineage: Eukaryota; Metazoa; Chordata; Actinopteri; Gobiiformes; Gobiidae.